Molecule: messenger RNA, 627 nt
Organism: Closterium sp. Naga37s-1
Lineage: Eukaryota; Viridiplantae; Streptophyta; Zygnematophyceae; Desmidiales; Closteriaceae
Source: the annotation of a GenBank genome assembly
AUGGCCCAGUCGUUAGUCCUGCGGCACGCCAUCUCAGCCGUCCUUGCGUCCUCGCCCUCCACCACGCAAAGACAACGCCCCGCCGCUAACCGUGCUCGUACGGGUCUGAGCGCGUCGAUCGGCGACUUCAGCGCGGCGCCCAUCCCCGAGUCGCAGGUGGUGCCACGGCUGUGCCACCUGGAGGACUUUCACGAGUCGUCGACGGGCGAGGCGGCCGUGCGGCCUGUGGCGCUGGCGGUGCGCGUGGUGGAGGACGGGCACGGCAAGCAGCUGGCGGACCUGCUCAUGGCCACCGUCGAGGCGUCCGCGCAGGUCGAGGACCUCGAGACUGUCGCCGGCCGGGCCGCCAUGGUGGCGCUGGCGCUGGCGCUGCUGGUGGAGUUCGCGACGGGCAACGGCAUCUUCAGCGCCGUCGACCGCAGCGCGCUGCUCCCCGCGCUCUCGCUGGGCGUGGGCGCAGCCGCGGUGUCGGCGGGGUACGCCGUGGCGUGGCGGUCGAAGCGACACGUGUCGGACAUCCUGGCGCGCGGGUGCUUGCACUGGCUGGACGCCGCCGUCGACCACCUCAUCGACGGCGUCUUCGACGCGCGCCCCACCGCGCACCAAGCGCCGCCGCGACGGGACUAG